UGGGAAAAGAUAGUAAUUCGGCUUUAUAGGAAAAAACCCUCCUCGCUGUCUAUACUCUCUCCACUCUAUCCCUUAGUUAAUCUCGCACCAGUUACCGCUCACUACCCUCACCGAUCGAGCUACCACAGUCACCGUGUCUCAUUCUGCUGGUUAUUACCGCCGGCGUCAGCCAUCACCGUUAAAAGAAAAUAGGAUGCAUCAGUGAUUCUAGGUCCUAGCGGGUAUUGUGAUUCGUAGGCUGUUUUUAUUGUUGCUGCUUCGCUGGGCACGCUCGUGGCUCUGUUUUCAAGAUAUCUCACAGAUAGAGGAUGCCACAUAGAACAAGGCCUAUGGCAGCUCUCUUGCUCUUUACUGGACUCAAUGUCAUCUUGGUGUCAACUAUUACUCCAGUCUAUGAUUUUGUGUGCUUCCUUCCCUACUGGGAACGAAGGAGAGAACACCGCCGACAGAAACGUGAAGCUGCAUUGACAAGGGAUUCUGCAUGAACGAAGAAAGGUCUCUGAGAUCAGAGAUGAUUGAUUUUAAAUUGAUGUGAACAAUUUAUAAUGUAGUUUUUUACAAGAAGACAAGAUGAGCCAGUAAAUGUCAUCUAUAUAUGAACCCUCUUCGUCAUAGACUCUUAAUUUUUAUAGAAGACUUGGAACUCUUUCUGAUACGGAUCAACCAUCACUCCGGGAGCAUGGAAGAUAUUGGGUCUUCCUAGUGGACCUAUCACAAAGAGCCAUGCAAAGAAAUUUGGGGCAGUCAUGUCCUUAUUUAUUCAAGAACAAGUUACAUAAGAGUUUAAUAAAUUUGCUUUCAACGAGUGCUAUGUGGAGUUUAAAGACACAUCUAAACUACUCUCAAGAUACUGCUGCGUAGAGAUACUUGGAGUUUCGACCUCACUAAUGUGAGUUUGCCUACAUUGUAUUACGCAUAUGUAACUUAUGCUAUGAGAUCAUUGGGCAUUUGUUGGCUUGUUUGUUAUUACACAUAAUUUUUCUUUUA
Manihot esculenta (cassava) is the source of this 987-nucleotide messenger RNA. RefSeq lists its product as uncharacterized. The record is from RefSeq and is a predicted model, not a curated record. NCBI's taxonomy places the organism in Eukaryota, Viridiplantae, Streptophyta, Magnoliopsida, Malpighiales, Euphorbiaceae. The transcript is spliced from 4 exons. Bases 309 to 485 code for a protein of 58 amino acids.